UUAAGCCGGAGCUGCGGCAGCUGCAGACACAGUCAAAGGCUCCUCUCCUCCACCACCUCCUCCACACUGCAGCUCUCCUGGAUGGUGGAGCCAUUUCGCCUUUACCUUCUGCUGCAGUGGCUGCUAUUUUAUUGAUCUGAUCACACAGUGGGAUAACGGGACAUAUCACGGACAUUUUUACGCGCUGGAUUGUACGCCUCUACACGUCGAGCCGCGUCAAGAUGAUGCUGCACUGAGACAGACGCAAAAAGGCUCCCACUGGCUCGAGCUCAUCCCGAGGCUGCAGUGCACGGAGGGGGGGGGAUUGCGCUACAGCAAGGUUAAUAAUCACCGUCGAGAAAGGUCGUCUCUGCGAGCAGGGAAGCGACUCGAACGGGUGAACAUCGCCCCUGUGCGGGGGGAUCGGCGGAGAGAUAUAGAUCCAUAAAAAAAUUAUGGCCACCCUACUGCGGAAGAUCGGUCUGAUCCGUCUGCACGACCGAGACACCGAGGACCCGAAGCACCACCAGGGCUCGUUAAAGGGGACCAAGGGGAACCAGAAGAACAACGCCAACAAGCACUGUCAGACCGCCAACGAAGCCAACAUCCUGAGCACGCCCGAGAUCAAGGCGAGGAAGCUGGACCAGCACGGAAAGGAUAAGCAGGGAAAGGAUGCGAAGGAGAAGCUGCAGACGGGGGGAGGCAGCAGCAAAGCGACCAGCGCCUCCUCGAUAGCACCGCUGGCGCCUCAGCGGCCACACUGCACCCAGGUCCGGACGCGGAGGCUGAUGAAGGAGCUGCAGGAGAUCCGGAGGCUAGGGGACAACUUCAUCACGGUGGAGCUGGUGGAGGACAACCUGUACGACUGGAACGUCAAGCUGCACCAGGUGGACAAGGACUCGGCGCUGUGGCAGGACAUGAAGGAGACGUGCACCGAGUUCAUACUGCUCAACGUCACCUUCCCCGACAAUUUCCCCUUCUCGCCGCCGUUCAUGCGGGUCCUGACGCCCCGGUUGGAGAACGGCUACGUGCUGGACGGCGGGGCCAUUUGCAUGGAGCUGUUGACCCCCCGCGGAUGGUCCAGCGCCUACACGGUGGAGGCGGUCAUGAGGCAGUUUGCGGCCAGCCUCGUAAAAGGACAGGGACGUAUAUGUAGGAAAGCAGGAAAGUCCAAGAAAGCGUUCAGCCGUAAGGAAGCCGAGGCCACCUUCAAGUCCCUGGUGAAGACCCACGAGAAAUACGGCUGGGUGUCUCCGCCCGUGUCCGACGGCUGAGUGUUCAACCGCCGACCCCCUGAUCCCCCCCGUGCUAGCCGGACAAACCCAGCUAGCUCCGACACGCAAAACGACACACCACGCUAACUCAACAAUCUUUCAUCUUUACCUUUUGCUGUUUUACACAAGAGCUUUUUUUUUUUUUUUCGGUUUCGUGGGUCUGUGUUGUUUUUCUGUGUUGUUUUGGUUUUAUCCUUCAUCACCACCAAACGCUCAGAGAGGAGACACACAGUCAUCGUUUGUCACCAAGAAGUGACUUUCAUUAGCCUCCUUCUCGCUCGGAGGGAUUCUUUCCCCCAAUUUUGAAAGGCCCGAGAGGGAGUUGUGUGUGUUUCUGUGUGUGUGUCUGUGUGUGUGUGUGUGUCACUCGAUCAGACAACCGCUGGGAGUUUGUGCAUAUGCAUUUGGGUGCGCGUUACUGUUGUUGGAUUUCUCGUUUUGUUGUUUUUCAGCGCACACCCAUGCACGUGCACUCGACAAAUCGAACUGUGUGGACUUUUCCACCCAUGUGAAAGACUACUAAAUGAAGGAGGCUCAUCCCCCUCUCUGCUCUUCCUCUAACCAUCCCAUCCUCUCCUCUCUUUCCAUCCCUCGCUCCGCUCUCUCCCCUCUCUCUCUCUCAACGAGCUGGCAUCACUUGCCACCGACUCUCCCUGUGUAGCUGACGGGUCAUUUAAAUGUAAAUUAAGCUGUUAAUGUUUAAUAGACGGGCAGCGCACGUUUAUACUCAUUCACUCCUUCACUUCCCCUUUUCUUUCGACUGUGCCGUUGCUCACAGUUCAAUGCAACAUGAAGAUUGUAAUUUACAUGGAGCUGUGCUCUCUCUCUCUCUCUCUCUCUCCCUUUCUCUUUCUUUAGCUUGUUCAUUCGCUUUGUUUCUCUUUCUUUCUCUCCGUCUCUUUGUGGCUAAAUUUAGAGCUCACUGUUGCGUAUAUGGAUAUUGAUUUCUAACGGAGGAAACAAAGUCACAUGUUGCUUUAUGCAGAGACUAUAUAUGAUAAAUAAAAUGACAGUCAGUCCCUCUCUCUCUACUCUCACGUUAUUGAGUGUGUGUGAGUGCGUGUGUGUAGGACAGGAAGAAGACUGUAACCUCCCAUGAUUUAGAUACUAGAGGGUACAGCUAAUGCCAGGCCUAAGUAUGUGUGUGUGUGUUUGUAUAUACAUAAAAAUAUGAUUUACUGUGAAUAACACUAAGGCCUAAAAGGAGUGCUGUUUUUUUUUUUUUUUUUUUUAAUGACUUGUCACCUUCUUGUUCCACUGUUGAUGUCCGCUCCUGAAUAUUACUACUGUACACGUGUGUGUGGUUGUGAGCGAAUAUGCACAUCCCUUUGUUUUGGAUACAUGUAAAGAACGGAAGGUCAGUCGAAAACAGGCUUUAGCUUUGCUGCAGACGCGCACACACGUACACACAUUUUUCGCACACGCUUGUUGCUUCCACCUGGGGCCUUAACGGCGGCGGUAACACCUAGAAAUGAAGACAGGGGGGGGGGGAGCUUGAGUGCUGCCGUGGAUGAAGCGGUGCUUUAAUUGAGUGCACGCUUCGCUGCCCACCAGAUUGAUGUCUGCUGAAGGAGAGGCAAAAUUAGAGAGGAGGCUGUUGUGGGAGUUUUGAUCACUGCUUCUCGGAAAUGUCAGCCUGCUCACGAAAUGGCCAAAGACAGAUAUUAUUUGUCCUUCCGGCUGUGAUUACUUAGGUGACACACUGCUCUGCCUGUAAAAGGACUUCAUUAAUAUCUUAUAUCAACUCAAUGGCUGCAGCGACGUCAGUCUCAAUCAAUCGGGGGGCCUUUCUACUCGCAGACUGCCUGUCCGUCCAGUCCAGCGGGCUCCUCGUGUGUUUGUUUUGCUGUCUGCCAGUUAAAUGUCAGAGGGAAAGCUGCUAAUUGGUCUGACAUUUCAGCAGGGCGUCAUUAGAGGAGGGCAGCGAGAGCAGAAGGACGGAUGAUGUCAAACCUCCUGCCUCGGCGAUGACAUUUCCUCACUUUCCGCUCGUGCCCUGUUUCUUUGGGGGAAGUAGGAGGCGGCGGAAUGGGAGUGAGGCGAGGGGGAGCCAGGGGUAGGGUAGCAGGGCAGCUUCCCGCAGGUACAACCGGGAUUUUAAAACCGCUGAGCUGAAGCCAAGCCACGCUCCGGAUCGGGUUACGCUGCCUCUCAAAGCCCCCCCCUUGUCUCGCGUCUGUGAUCGAUAAGAAAUGUCUGUCUGUGUGUGAGUGCAUGUGUGGGCAAAUAUGUGCGUUACGCUCCAACCACCGUGACAAAAAGAGAAAGAAAAAAACAACAACGCACCAUCUGGUAUGUUAUCAUGUGCGAAAGCGUUAGUCCUCUUUGAAUUUGGCUAGUAAUUUCAGGGUCGAUCGUAUAGUGAUCUCUCAGCUCGUCAGCGGAGGGAAACUGUAAACUGAAUUAUUAUUAAGACAAAAUAUCUCAAAGGGUCAGUGUUUGCUGGUUUCAAGAGAAUCAUUUUGUGAUAUAGUUUAGAUAGGUAGUUUGCAGACACUAACUGGGUGAACUGAUUAUGUUGUAUUAUAUCUGCAUGUGCUAUGUGAUUGGUAGCUAGCUGCUGUAUAUCUUUUUUUCAAGAAAAGCAAGAAAAAAUAUGGGGAAAAAAACAAAAAUGCAAAUGCUUUUCUUUUCUUGGUCUAUUUUUUUUUGGGGGGGGGGGGGGGGUUCUGUACUGUAUGUAUAUUCUUUUUCUUUCUAAGCGUCCUGAAAAUGUCACAUUGUGUUAUGAAUGUUUGUGUUAUAAUUUAUUUGUGGUUUGCCAAAAUGAAGAUUUGAAGCAUGUUGCAGGUAUUGUCACAAGAAAACAAGAAGGAAAAAAAAUAACGUACUAUGAAUGAUCGCCUUUGGGGGGAUCUGGGGGAGUAAAGAAGGACAGAUGGUUGCAAAGUCUCAAAAUUUGACAUUGGAGUAUUUCCUCCAUUACAGAGGAAUCAAGAGAAUUCCUAAGCAUCCUUAAAAACUUCCCAGUCCCCACCAUGAUGUCACUACUGUCUCUUCCCAAUUGGUCCUGCUGUAGACAGUAAUGUGUUGUGCAGUCAACACAAAGAUCUGGACUUAAAGUUCCCCUGCAGUCUCACAUCUGGGAUCAGUGUGACCUCCCUAUGCUUCAAAUCUAACUUGUGAAGGGAAUCUGACCUGCGAUCAGUAAUUCUGGGCCACAUCGUCCCGCUACUGACUCGAAUGUUUGGUCGAGACAGUGGUCAUAAAAGUUCAGAAGGUGAAAGGUCGUUGCAAGACCAAACAGGAAUGUGCAAUAAAAGUUACAGCUUAUUCAA
Messenger RNA from Platichthys flesus (European flounder), 4531 nucleotides. RefSeq names its product ubiquitin-conjugating enzyme E2Q family-like 1 (gene ube2ql1). The record is from RefSeq and is a predicted model, not a curated record. Bases 435 to 1253 code for a protein of 272 amino acids. NCBI's taxonomy places the organism in Eukaryota, Metazoa, Chordata, Actinopteri, Pleuronectiformes, Pleuronectidae. The transcript has 3 exons.